Messenger RNA from Penaeus chinensis, 1373 nucleotides. Its product is annotated as sodium-coupled monocarboxylate transporter 1-like. Lineage: Eukaryota; Metazoa; Arthropoda; Malacostraca; Decapoda; Penaeidae. Gene Ontology annotation, biological process: transmembrane transport; sodium ion transport. The transcript is spliced from 8 exons. Bases 35 to 1141 code for a protein of 368 amino acids. Gene Ontology annotation, molecular function: symporter activity. Gene Ontology annotation, cellular component: membrane. The record is from RefSeq and is a predicted model, not a curated record.
UCAGUCAAGACCUCCCAAUCUCAGGAGGACCAUCAUGCACAGUAACGAGGCAGUCGCCAUCCCGCAAUUACCUCUCUCCGCGACCUCUGCCAUGUCUUCGGACCCUGCGGGUUUUAGCGUCGCCGACUACCUUGUGUUUUCGGCUUCUCUCGCCAUCUCUGUGGGGAUAGGCGUAUACCAGUGGUGGAAGAACCGGAAUGGGAACGCGGAGGAGUUCUUCCUGGGCGGCGGCCGCAUGUCCCCCGUGCCCGUGGCCCUGUCGCUGGUGGCGGGCGUCGUGUCUGCCAUCUCCAUCUUGGGCAACACGUCCGAAAUGUACUACUACGGAUCCCAGUUUUGGAUGAAUGUCUUGGGCGUCGCGGUGGGAGGCCUCUUCGUCGUCCUGGUCAUCAUUCCGGUCAUCUAUCCACUCCGCCUCAUCAGCAUAUAUGAGUACCUCGAGCUUCGCUGGGGCUCUCGCCUUCUGCGGAAGAUGGUGACGGUGCUCCAGUUGGCCAACAUGUUCCUCUACCUUGGCAUUGCUUUGUACGCCCCCUCGCUCGCCCUCUCCUCCGUCACGCCCAUCCCCACCAACAUCUCCGUCGUCGUCCUUGGCCUCGUCUGCACCUUCUACGCGUCUGUUGGAGGAGCGAAGGCAGUGGUGUACACCGACACCUUCCAAACUCUCGUGAUGGUCGCAGGGGUGAUCGUGGUCAUCAUCCAGGGUUGCGUGGAGGUCGGAGGAGGACCUGCAGUGUGGGAGAUUAACAGAGAAAACGGGAGGAUUGAGUUCUUCAACAUGGACCCAGACCCCCUUGUGCGACACACUUUCAUGACGACGACCAUUUUGGGAAUCUACAUGUCCAUCAGUAUGCAGGGGACGUCUCAGGCCCAGUACCAGCGAUGGGCCUCCGUCGAGAACAUCAGACAAGUCUACCUGGUAAUGGCUAUCAACGUCUUUGGCUUGAUGGUCCUUUGGUCUCUCAUAAAUUUUGCUGGUCUGGUGGUCUUCGCUGUGUAUGCUGACUGCGACCCUUUAUCAGCAGGUUGGAUUCAGAAAAUAGACCAGGUCACGGCUUACUUCGUCGUGGACAAGCUCGGUUACCUCAAGGGAAUUCCAGGACUUUUCGUGGCGGCUGUCUAUAGUGGCGUCCUCAGGUGAGAUAAUGUCUUCAGCCUCUUUGUGGUAGGAGAUGAAAUUGGGAAGGGAGGACGGGGAUGAAGAUUUGGGGACGGAAGAGGGGGUUCCCCCAUAUCAAAUUUAUUUGAUUGGUUGGAUAUGCGUACUUACCAAACUGCUUGUAUUGUGUUGUGGAAAUUGAUCAAAUUGCGUGUUCGCCCCGUCGAUGUCGUAACAGGAUCGUUCUGCCGAUCUUUUUGUUGUUGUGUCUUCU